AUGGGUAUUCCCACCAAUCCAAUUUCUGAGACCAUAGCAGAUUCAUCCGGUGCUGAGGCAGUUCCUCCUGAGCUUACUGCUCUGAUUUCUCAAUCUGGUAAAUUCUCUCGACAUUCUAAGAUUGAUUUUCCUCGAUUUGAUGGCAAUAACCCAAGGGGUUGGAUUCGUAAAUGUGAAAGAUAUUUUCAGUUGAAUAUGGUUGUUGAUACUCAUAAAGUUGAUUUAGCCUCAAUUCACCUUGAUGGUAGAGCUGAUUCAUGGUUUUUAGACUAUCAAGAAGGUAAACCUAUAUUAGAAUGGUCUCGAUUUGCUUCUGAUAUUUGUUUUCAUUUUGAAGACAUAGCUUCUGAUAACUAUGUAGGAAGUUUUAACAAAUUAUCUCAGCUCACAACUGUAGAAGAGCAUGUUCUGUCUCCACUUACUACCCCUCCAAAACCACCUUUCUCCAAUUCUAAACCAUUUGUUACCCUUCCACCAACACCCACUAAAUUAGAAAACUCACUUCCUCCUAUUAAACGACUUACCCCAGCUCAAAUGAAGGUUAGAAAAGAGAAAGUAUUAUGUUACAACUGCGAUGAAUUUUAUAAACAUGUCCACAUUUGCAAGACUCAGAAAUUGUUUAUGUUAGUUGCUUCGAAAGAUAAUAGUUCUCCAUCAUCGGUAGAGGAGCUUGAAGAUGAUAAUGCUUCUCCACCAUCAUCGUCUUUGGAUUCUCCUAUGGAGAUUUCGCUCCAUGCUUUAACAGGGUUGGUUACGCAUAAUACAAUUAUAGUGCCUGGUCAUUUACAGUCUCGAGAUAUCUUCAUUUUGAUCGAUACUGGUAGUACCCAGAGUUUUGUGGAUGCCGAGUUGGCUGAGCAACAACAACUGCCAGUUUCCCCUACUGGUCACAUGCUGGUGACGGUGGCUAAUGGUGAUACUACCAUCAACAAAUAUUUUUGUCCUAAUCUAGCCUGGAAUAUGCAGGGAUACGACUUUGUCAGUGAUUUACGCAUUUUACCACUUGGAGGCUGCGACAUGGUUUUUGGAGUCGAUUGGCUGAAUCAGCUUGGUGAUAUUAUAUUCAAUUUAGCUGAGCUCGGGAUUUCCUUCUUUUAUCAGGGCCAACACAUAACUCUUCAGGGGAGUUCUUCUUUACCCACUUGCAAUAUGAUUAGUGGUAAUAAUUUUUUGCAGUUUCUCAAGGACAACACCCCUGCAUUUAUUGGUCAAUUCUUUUCUAUAUCAGCUGUACCUCUUGAAUUAAUUCAUCCUGGCAUUGCUACUGUUGUAGAGUCUUUCUCAGAUGUUUUUUAUUCCCCUACAUCUUUACCACCACAAAGGGUAUUAGAUCACAAAAUACCAUUAAAGCCCAAUUCUGAACCUCUCAAAGACCAUAUAGAUGUCCUCACUUGCAAAAGACAGUGGUGGAGCAGUUGGAAAGUAAAUGACAUGACAAUCAAAGAUAAGUUCCCUAUUCCUUUGAUAGAUGAUCUGUUAGAUGAGUUAAAUGGUGCAAUCAUUUUUUCUAAAAUUGACUUGAAAUCUGGUUAUUAUCAAAUCUUGAUGGAUAUAACUGACAUUCAUAAAACUGCUUUCAGAACCCAUCAAGGACAUUAUGAAUUCAAGGUUACGCCAUUUGGUUUAACCAAUGCUCCUGCCACUUUUUAG
Molecule: messenger RNA, 1650 nt
Organism: Papaver somniferum (opium poppy)
Lineage: Eukaryota; Viridiplantae; Streptophyta; Magnoliopsida; Ranunculales; Papaveraceae
Exons: 3
Coding region: 1-1650 (549 amino acids)
Source: RefSeq, a predicted model, not a curated record